UUUAAAAUGACAUUGAUUUCCAGGUGCCAAUUUCAGGCCUUAGGUACCUAUAGACAACUGCUUGAUAAAGUUUAAAUUUUAAUAAAUUUCGUUCAAUUUGAUUUUUCUGUACAAUUAUGCGAAAAUAAGAUUUGGUGGGUUGAUUUAUUCUGAUUUUAUUUGGUGUGAGUGUUUUGGUUCGUUUUUUGGGUAAAAAUGACCGUGCACCUGUUCCGUCUAAAUUUCCGCCUCAAAAACAAGGCAAGCACUACUUUUUAUAUUUAAUAUUUUCGCCCUUUAAAUUUGUAAUUUUAAACACCGCCGUCACUUUUUUCGCCAAUUUCACUAAAUCUCUCGUGACCUGGAUUUAACUUAAUUCUCCGACUUCCACUGGUUAUUUGUGCAAAAAAUUCAUUUUUAACUCUCUGGUGGAUUUAUUUUUAAUUUUUAAAUUUUUUCGCGAGGUUUAGGGAUUGUCGUGGGUGUGUGUUUGUUUACGCUGAUUUAGGGCCAAAUUGACUUUUUUACCCCUUUUUCGCCCUAGUUUUAUGCUUUAAAUUUAGUAAUGUAUUUUACCUCUCUAGGCUAGACACGGCAAACUCUUAGACGCCCCUUCCAGCCCUGUGCGUUUCUGUACUUCUCUCUCAAUUUUAGACAUUUUUUAUUCUAUCAAGUUUCAAAUUAAGUUUUUUGCCGCUUCUCUAAAUUUACCUCUAUUUUUUAGUCUCAGGUUCUAAAGUUUUUCCUCAAUGUAACACAUUUUCUUAAUAUUUAAACUUUCAAUCACAUUUAACCUUUUAAUCACAUUUUAACUUUUAAUCACAUUUUAACGCAGUUUUACACAUUUUAACGCAGUCAAAUUUUAACAUUUUUAACGCAGUCAAAUUACAACGCAGUAACAAACUACAACUAAGCCACCCUCAGUAUAAUAAAUAACUCAAAAUUAAACGUAGUAACUCAAAAUUAAACGUAGUAACACAAAAUUAAACGUAGUAACACAAAAUUAAACGUAGUAACACAAAAUUAAACUGAGUGAAUCAGGAUAAGAUUUAAAUUUUAAGUGGGAUGAAGUUUAUUUACAGGUUAGACAGUGUGGGUUCACCGGUUUUCGGCUCUAGUGAGACUUUUGAGAUGGAACUUGAGGAUGCAAACGCGGUAAGACCUGACCAAACCACCGUUUUAGACACGCUAAUGACGCCUCUUAACACGCAGCUGUCAGACCAAACGAAUUUAAAACCGCUCGACACUGAGGAUUUAACCUCCGCCAACGCUCACUACACUCUCGAAGACUUUUUCAACUCCUACUCACAGAACACUCAACGUGAUUCCUACUCACAGAAUACUCAACGUGAUUCCUACUCACAGAACACUCAACGUUAUUCCUACUCACAGAAUACUCAACGUGAUUCCCACACUCAGGGUAAUAUUUAUGGCCACGGCAACUAUAGUAACGGGAAUAUCUGUAGGAACGAGAGUAUUGACGAUGUGUGUGAGGCUGGGUUUGACUUUUCGAAGUUGUUUACAUCUGAUGAGUCACCAAUUGAGAACUCUUUUCAGUCUCUGAUUGACUUGGUCAGGUGCGAAAUUCCCUCCAAUCUCUCCUCCAUUGAUCCCAACUUCAAGCCUGAUCCAGCUCCUCUCGACACUAUUAACUUGAGCCAGCUAAGUGACGUGGAACAGACCGACUCUGUACCCAAAGUCGACCCUCACAAGACACGCAAAAGUAAGAGGAAACGCUCACACUUUUCCAAAUCCCUCAGACCCAAAACUCUCAACACAAAUAGUGUAGCCAAUGUAAAUAGUGUGAACAGUGUAAAUAGUGUAAACAGUGUGAAUGGCGUGAAAUCCCCGAGUGCUGUUGGUGAGGUGCAUAAGAAGAGGAGAGAGAUGGUGAAUAGUAGGCGGAUAGAUUAUGGAAUAAACGACACUGUGGAGAAUAUUUACGACUUGGAGUGGCAUCCGGGGUUUACGAGGCACUUGGGCGCCAAGGGCCGAAGUGCACUGUUGGAGCUUGUGAGGAAAGUUUACAGGCAGGAUCCAGAGCAUUAUAAAGCCAUUUUACAGUCUAGAAACUCACCUUCUUCUAUUAGCAGUUUACCUUUCUAUAGUAUCCCUAUGCUCUGGGAACUUGCACAUCAAUUUGGCAUUUUUAAGCAGGCGCUAACUGUUUAUAAAACGCAUUGCUUCUCCAAAUCAAAAUCCAAGUCACACGCCUUUAAAAAUGCUUCGUCCGCUUCAACUUCCGUUUCGGGGUCAGGCACCGGAUCAAUGACGGGUUCAGUCACGGGUUCACUCACGGGUUCGCUCAGUGGUUCAGGUUCGGCUUCAGUAUCUGGGUCUGUGGGAUCAGAUUCUGAGAGUUUGGACUCUGAAGUUCAGUCAACAGUGAAAAGAGCACCAAUGACAACAAUGUCCGGCCGUCUAAUUAAACGCUCUAAAAAGAUUCUAGAAUCUGCAGAUCUGGACACCCCUGAGCUCGGCUUAAAAGUUGAGCCCAGCCCAGUUACUGUGGAUCCCACAAAUGCAUCUAAGCUGGACUCCACUAAUUUGACCUUGAAAGUGGAUUUACUCGAUAACAAAGCUAAUGAUCAAGAUUUGGUUAGUUCAGAGUUGGAGACUCCAAAGAGAGUGUUGAAGACUCCAAAGAGAGAGUUGGAGACUCCCAAGAGGGUGUUGGAGACUCCCAAGAGGGUGUUGGAGUCUGGUGCGAGAUCGAAUUCUUGGAGUCCAAGUCCGAGUAACACUCUCAACUGUGCCAACAACUUCAACGAAUCACCACUCACCUCACUUAAACGCAUCCCCGUCUAAUCUCAUCACACUAGA
This is a messenger RNA of Theileria parva strain Muguga, 2802 nucleotides long. RefSeq lists its product as uncharacterized. The transcript has a single exon. The record is from RefSeq and is a predicted model, not a curated record. NCBI's taxonomy places the organism in Eukaryota, Apicomplexa, Aconoidasida, Piroplasmida, Theileriidae. Bases 1045 to 2787 code for a protein of 580 amino acids.